GCGGCGCAGGCAAUUUGUCGAUAAUGGCGGGUUCCUGGUCUCAGGCUUAUUGCAAAAGAUGCUCCUCUACUAGCUGUGCGUGUGGCGACAAGGGCAAGUGGAGCAACUCCUCGCUCUUAGGCAAGCGGCUCUCAGAAGACUCGAGCCGCCACCAGCUGCUGCAGAAGUGGGCGAGCAUGUGGAGCUGCGUGAGCGGGGACGCGUCGGUGGCCUGCACGGAAGGGACGCGGCGCGAGGAGGCUGCGGAGCCGGCGGAGGAGGAGGACAGGCCGCUGGUGUUUCUGUGCUCUGGUUGCCGGCGGCCGCUGGGCGACUCGCUGAGCUGGGUGACGAGCCAGGAAGACACCAACUGCAUCCUGCUGCGCUGUGUUUCCUGUAAUGUUUCUGUGGAUAAGGAACAGAUACUAUCCAAACGUAAAAAUGAAAAUGGUUGCAUCCUGGAGACUUUGUACUGCACAGGAUGUUCACUCAACCUCGGCUACGUAUACAGAUGCACACCCAAGAAUCUAGACUACAAGAGGGACUUGUUCUGCCUCAGUGUUGAAGCCAUUGAAAGUUAUGUUUUAGGGUCCUCUGAAAAGCAAAUUGUGUCAGAAGAUAAAGAGCUUUUUAAUCUUGAAAGCCGAGUUGAAAUAGAAAAAUCUCUAAAGCAGAUGGAAGAUGUUUUGAAAGCAUUGCAAACAAAGCUUUGGGAGGUUGAAUCAAAGUUGCCCUUUACCAGCUGCAAAAGCUGAAAUCUGUUCCAAGUCUCCCGUUCUGGAGUUCUUCGCUGAUGGACACUUGUUUCAUAUGUAGCAAUUCUUAUUAUAAUUUACUUCACUUAGAACUGAAAGAAUUCAAAAUGAUCAUGUACUUUACAUUCUCUUGAACUGAUCAAAUGAGAAGAAUUGUAGAAUUACUUUUCCAGCUGUAUUUGAUGGUAAAAAGAUGAUUGUUUCCUAAAUUCCAAUUUUAAAGUCAUGAUACUUCCUGGAAGUGAAAUUUCGUAGUUUUUAUUUUGAUAAACUGCCAUAAUUUUCUGAACGGUUUUCUCCUCAGUACCAAAUUCGUUAUUCUUUAUUUCUUAUUUUUUUUUAAACUUUAUUUCACCUUUAAUACUUUGAACAAUAUUGAAUAUUGAGUGGUAAGAAAAUCUUAGAAGUUUUCCCACCCACUGUGUGGUUGAACCUCCUCUGAAAACUAUUGCGUACAGCUCUGUGGAGAAACUGGUCAGUUGAGUUAUCUGUCAGAACUAUUCAAAACCUUGCACAAGAGCAGAAUAGCAUGUAUUCUAGUGGCGGUAGAAUUCCACUUGAUCCUGUUUAUUUACUACUAUGUGCCAAAAAAACCUGGCAGAAUAUUUACCAAAAAGAGUAGUAAUCAUUUCUGAGGGUGGGAUUCUGGGGAAGUUUUCAGUUUUCCAGUUUUCUAUGAUGUAAGACUUAGAGUAAGCACAUGUUAUUUUUAUAAUGAGGGAGAAAAUAAAGAUUAAAACAAGGUGCUUUACAGUUGAUUUUUCCAAAACAGUUAUUUAGCUGAGCUCAGAAAUCCUGGUGUCAUGAAUUCUACACGUUUACUGGGCAUGGCAGUGUGAGGGUCCACCUUAGGACCGUCAAGGUAACCCCACGUUUCCCCAGGCCGUCUCUGCUUUUGAGUGGACAUGAGGCCAUGUAAUGUUGGUACUCAGCAUGUUUGAGAACUUCCCUCAUUAUGUCUGAGGAGACUUAAAGUUGUCGUAUAAAAGUUCCCAAGUCAGGGCCUCCCUGGUGGCGCAGUGGUUGAGAGUCCGCCUGCCGAUGCAGGGGACACGGGUUCGUGCCCCGAUCCCGGAGGAUCCCACAUGCCGCGGAGCGGCUGGGCCCGUGAGCCAUGGCCGCGGGGCCUGUGUGUCCGGAGCCUGUGCUCCGCAACGGGAGAGGCCACAGCAGUGAGAGGCCCGC
Molecule: messenger RNA, 1919 nt
Organism: Mesoplodon densirostris (Blainville's beaked whale)
Lineage: Eukaryota; Metazoa; Chordata; Mammalia; Artiodactyla; Ziphiidae
Gene: MIS18A
Product: MIS18 kinetochore protein A
Exons: 5
Coding region: 24-734 (236 amino acids)
Biological process (GO): chromosome segregation; CENP-A containing chromatin assembly
Cellular component (GO): chromatin; chromosome, centromeric region; nucleus
Source: RefSeq, a predicted model, not a curated record